Molecule: messenger RNA, 1562 nt
Organism: Gossypium raimondii (Peruvian cotton)
Lineage: Eukaryota; Viridiplantae; Streptophyta; Magnoliopsida; Malvales; Malvaceae
Exons: 2
Coding region: 205-1218 (337 amino acids)
Source: RefSeq, a predicted model, not a curated record
AAUUAGGAUUCUUUGGUAGUUUGGUUCACACUCUCUAAUUGGUUGAUAUAAACUCCAAUAAAGAACUCACAAGAUUGAAUUCUACCUAAUUGAGAAUUUGAAUUUUUCUUUUUGAGUGAUUAACGGUGAGGUUUGCUAAUUUUUCUUUUUGAGUGUUGAGUGUUUGUAUUGCAGGUAGUCCAAAAUAAUAAUAAUAAUAAUAAGAUGCUCCGCCGCACCCUUAACAUCCAAAUGGGAGACAAUUGUGAUAACCAAAGGACCAAUAUUUUCCAUUCUAGGUGUUUUAUAAAAGGUAACUUAUGUUCACUUAUGAUUGAUAGUGGGAGUUGUUCAAAUGUAGUUAGCAGUUAUUUGGUGGAUUCCUUAAAGUUACCUUGUAUCGAGCACCCUAAGCCGUAUCACCUUCAGUGGCUUAAUGAAUGCUCAGAAGUUAAGGUUACAAAACAGUCCUUGAUCACUUUUAAGCUCGGGAAUUACGAGGAUGAGGUAUGGUGUGAUGUGGUCCCAAUGCAUGUGGCACACUUGCUCCUUGGACGGCCUUGGCAAUUUGAUCGUGAUGUUACACACCAAGGCAAGCUCAAUAGAUACUCUCUUGUGUUUAAAGGCCGAAAAUUCACUCUUGCUCCUUUAAAUCCCAAUGAUGUAUAUAAAGAUCAAUUAAAAAUGAUGAAAUUUUGUGAGGGGGUGAGGGAGAAAGGAAAAAUAAAAAAGACAGAGAGAAAAGAGGCUAGUAGUGAAAAAAGUCAAAAUUUAAAGGGCCCAAAGGUGAGUGAAUCCGCAAGUGGCAAAACUAGAGAGAAAAAAUUGAUUGGAACAAAAAAAGAUGUGCGGAGAGCCCUACUCAAUAAACAACCUUGUAUCCUUGUGAGGUUUAGGCAAAACUAUUUAUCUCUAUCUAACAUUAAUGGAUAUUUGCCUAGUGUGUUUCAAUGUCUUUUGCAGGAUUAUGUGGAUCUUUUUAGUGAGUCCCCUAAAGGUUUACCACCUUUACGUGGGAUAGAACACUUCCAUUGGCCACAUAUGAAGAAGGAUGUCGAAAAGUUUCUGUGGUUAUACAUGAAGUUUGAGUUGCAUUUGAAAAGGUUAACUCAACAACGGAGUUUCGACUACACUAUGCCCCCGAUGAGCGAAGAUUCGAGGACGAAUCUUUUUGAGGAAGGGGGGAAUGAUACGAGGCACAAAGGCCCAACCCAAAUUCUUGAAGGCAAGGCCCAAUAAGAAGAUUCCAAGCCCAAUCAAGAAAUCCACCCAUACUUAGUUGAAAAUCAGGCCAAAUUGUCAAAGUGGCCCAAGUUGUAAAGUUUUAUUUUUAUUUAUUUAUUUAUUUUUACUUAGUUUAAUUUUUAUGUAAAUAUUCAGUCCCAGAGUCCCAAAUAAAGACCCUUGGCUGAAUUUCCAUAUUAAAAUAAUUAGGAGUUUUUAUUUUAUUUUAGUUUUCUAAUUAGAUUAGGACUAGUUAUAAGGCCUAUUUAUAUGGAUUGGCCAGCCACCCUACAUUACAUUACAAUUACAUUGAAAAUUUCAGAUUUGAUUUGAGUGAAAAUUCUCUUUGAGUUCUCCAA